Messenger RNA from Gorilla gorilla gorilla (western lowland gorilla), 1917 nucleotides. It is a transcript of the gene FOXH1, whose product is annotated as forkhead box H1. The transcript has 3 exons. Gene Ontology annotation, molecular function: DNA-binding transcription activator activity, RNA polymerase II-specific; transcription cis-regulatory region binding. NCBI's taxonomy places the organism in Eukaryota, Metazoa, Chordata, Mammalia, Primates, Hominidae. The coding region runs from base 312 to 1409 and encodes 365 amino acids. Gene Ontology annotation, biological process: positive regulation of transcription by RNA polymerase II; transforming growth factor beta receptor signaling pathway. The record is from RefSeq and is a predicted model, not a curated record. Gene Ontology annotation, cellular component: activin responsive factor complex.
AGCCAGGCCUGGCCACCCAAAGGCAACUCAGGGGUGGAGACUGAGGCCUCAGGAGAAGCCCCCACUAGAAUCCUCUCUGCCCCUCCCUUCCAGAUUAACCAAAACCUGCUAAUUGUGGCAGCCCUCGGCAUGCUCCCCUCCCCCACAGCCUCUUCCUCCCUUCCCUCCCCUCCCCCUUCCAUCCGAAUGAUAAAGGCCCCAGCCCGCCUGCCCCAGCCCGGCCUCAGGUCCCGGCCCUGCCUUCUGCACUGCCCCACCGCCCUGCACCCUCCACCCGGCCAGGCCCCUGCCCACGCUGUCUACCGUCCCGCAUGGGGCCCUGCAGCGGCUCCCGCCUGGGGCCCCCAGAGGCAGAGUCGCCCUCCCAGCCCCCUAAGAGGAGGAAGAAGAGGUACCUGCGACAUGACAAGCCCCCCUACACCUACUUGGCCAUGAUCGCCUUGGUGAUUCAGGCCGCUCCCUCCCGCAGACUGAAGCUGGCCCAGAUCAUCCGUCAGGUCCAGGCCGUGUUCCCCUUCUUCAGGGAAGACUACGAGGGCUGGAAAGACUCCAUUCGCCACAACCUUUCCUCCAACCGAUGCUUCCGCAAGGUACCCAAGGACCCUGCAAAGCCCCAGGCCAAGGGCAACUUCUGGGCGGUCGACGUGAACCUGAUCCCAGCUGAGGCGCUACGGCUGCAGAACACCGCCCUGUGCCGGCGCUGGCAGAACGGAGGUGCGCGUGCAGCCUUCGCCAAGGACCUGGGCCCCUACGUGCUGCAUGGCCGGCCAUACCGCCCGCCCAGUCCCCCGCCACCACCCAGUGAGGGCUUCAGCAUCAAGUCCCUGCUAGGAGGGUCCGGGGAGGGGGCACCCUGGCCGGGGCUAGCUCCACAGAGCAGCCCAGUUCCUGCAGGCACAGGGAACAGUGGGGAGGAGGCGGUGCCCACCCCACCCCUUCCCUCUUCUGAGAGGCCUCUGUGGCCCCUCUGCCCCCUUUCUGGCCCCACGAGAGUGGAGGGGGAGACUGUGCAGGGGGGAGCCAUCGGGACCCCAACCCUCUCCCCAGAGCCUAGGGCCUGGCCUCUCCACUUACUGCAGGGCACCGCAGUUCCUGGGGGACAGUCCAGCGGGGGACACAGGGCCUCCCUCUGGGGGCAGCUGCCCACCUCCUACUUGCCUAUCUACACUCCCAAUGUGGUAAUGCCCUUGGCACCACCACCCACCUCCUGUCCCCGGUGUCCGUCAACCAGCCCUGCCUACUGGGGGGUGGCCCCUGAAACCCGAGGGCCCCCAGGGCUGCUCUGCGAUCUAGACGCCCUCUUCCAGGGGGUGCCACCCAACAAAAGCAUCUACGACGUUUGGGUCAGCCACCCUCGGGACCUGGCGGCCCCUGGCCCAGGCUGGCUGCUCUCCUGGUGCAGCCUGUGAGGCUCUUAAGACAGGGACCGCUCCUCCCUCCCGCUCCCACCCCCACCUUGUUGACAGGGAGCCAAGGCGAGGCGGCUGUCUGCGACCACAGCAACCUCGAAACACCAGGCAGCAGCCUUGCUGGGAGUCCACGGUGUUUAUUGGACCACCCCAUGCAUGGCCGUGGCCCAGCUGGGCACAACCCUCACCCUGGUCUGUCGUGCCUCUGUUUUUCCUACACUCAGAGGCAAGGCUGGAGGAGCAGGGCUGAGCCUGGAAUAGCCCUUCCUAGUUCCCUCUUCUCAGCCCACUACCCAUCCAUCAGUCACCAGCCGUCACCUCCCCUCCCGUGCUCCAGGCUGGGGGAGGGAGAGCCCAGUGGUGGAUCCAGCCUGAAAUCCUGCCCUCUCUCAUCUGUCUGGGAAGGAGGUAGCACCUUUUUCGGGAAAGGGGUUAGGGAAUAAAGACUGCACCCUACAUGGUCCUGGUGGUGGUGGGGAUAACAGUAAAGCAAUUUGCAACGUUUUAA